AAAUAGGAUGUUCUUUUUACUGUAGUAAUUAAAGUAGUGUGUUUGUUGUUUUAAACAGUUUUGAAAUAUUUCGAUCGGAAAUGUAUUUUGAAUGGUCGGAAUUUCAAAAUUCAUCUGUUGAUUUAACAACACAUGAUCAAAAAUUAAGUGGAACUGCAGUAAAUGGAAUCAGCGAUGAAAAAAGUGAUGGAUCUACAAAUAGUAAGAAAGCAAGUGAAGAAUCGACUUCGAAUAUUAUCAAGAAUUCAAAUAGCCAAAGUCGUUUAGCAAGAAGUCAUCAGACUGAACAUACUUCAUCAUUGCAAAGUUUAUCAAUUGGUGAAAUCAUGGAAGCCCCUGAAGCUGAUAAUAUGGGUGUAACAGCAAUUUUAAAUUAUUGUAAAUGUAAAAUUUUACGUCCGUAUUUACGAUUGUUAGCAUCAAUUGGUUUUCGUCCAAUAUCAUUAGAUAUUCCUGAUACAAACAUAUGUGUUGAUUUUUUAAGUGUAUUUUAUCUACUUGUUGUAAUUAUAUUUUUAAUUAUUGGAUAUUUACUUCAAUAUAUGUCAUGUUUUCGACGUGAUCGUGGAUUUUGUUAUACAUUGGUACCAUUAUUAGCCACACCAUACGAGAAUGCUGAAGAACGAGCAUAUCGUCAAAUAUGUUAUGGGUCAACUGGAUUUAGUUAUAUUAUUCCAAGUGUGUUACAUUUCAGUGCAUAUCUUUAUUCGUUGUACUUAUUUCGAGUUUCUAAUAACGAACAAUUUCAAAGCAUGAUGGAACGGGUGUUUUUAUUAUCUUCUGGCCCAUAUGAUGGAUCAUCUGGCCAACGAGGUUUACUAAAAACAUUAUGGAUUUUCAUUGGAUGUAGUGUAGUUUGGACCAUGCUUUCAUUGGUUAUAGUGUCGGUCAUGUUGGAAGAAGGAAACAUUACAUUUCAAUGGAUACAAACAAGGUUUUACUUUAUGAUCCCUACAUAUAUUUUCAGCUCAACCCUUUUGAUAAGUACAUUGAAAAUUUUGACGGUGAUUUGUACCUUUCUACAUGAUAUGGCUCAAGCGCUUGUCAUAUGCAGUUAUUGUAUUCAAGCUCAAUUAUUGAAAUCACAUUUACAUUUUUUGAGGGCACGAUUAAUGCAACACUUCUUAUCGCCAUUAGAAUGGAUGCGGGAGAUUGCUGAAUUCCGUAAAUCAUUAAAUUAUUUAAACGAUGGUUUAGCACCAGCUGUUUGUAUUUUUACAAUUGUAAAUUUAUCUUGGGCAUCGUCUGGAUUUUUAUGGUUAAUGCGAUUAGAUUCAAUGGAUGUUCAAACUCAACCAAUUAUUGUGAUUAGUAUAUUAAAUGUAUUAUUAUGGUCUGUUAUUGCAUUAGCACCAUUUUUACAGGCAUCUCGUUUAACGGCAAGUUGUAUACUAAUGCAAACCAUUGGUCAUGAUAUUCGAACACGUCCACUAGCGUACCAAUCAACACCAGGACAAGAAUUAGAUUCAAUUGUAUUAUAUGCAUCUAGUUUACGGAUGAAUGCUAAACUGUUUAAGGUACCAAUCACCGGCCGAUGUUUAUAUUUAACAAUCACAGUUUUAGCUAUUGUUAUAUUAACUUUAGGCCAAUGUCAUUAUUUCGAAAUAGCUGAUUAAUGUAAAUGUUUUUAUCAUAAUAGUAUUUUUUUUUUAAAUUUGUAUUGUUAAAACGUAAAGUUAAAUCAUUUUUUAAUUUUUUUAAUUUAUUUCGUAGAUCUCUAGUCUGUGUUGCAUUAUUUUAAAAUGCAUUUAAAUUAGGGUGUAUGUAAAUGAGGCCAAUAAUCUAUGAUGUUGUCCAACGAAAAUGAACGUUUAACUAAGUACGGAACCAGAACUCUCUUCUUCUGAGUUGAAGUGACCCCCAGUAUUCGCUUACAAUGACAUGUUAUCUACUUUGACAAUAAAUAUCUUUUGGGCAAGCAUAAGCAGAACGCUUCAAUUCUAUUUAAAUUACUUUAUACUCAAAAGAACACAAGACAGAAGAGAUGAAUAAAACAUUCCCUUUCCGACAUUAGAAAAGCAUUUGUAUUUUAGGAAAUAUUUCAAUCCAUCGCGCUGAUUAAAAUGGUGAUCUACACAAAUUCAUCACUGAUCAAAGAACGAAGACUUUAAAAAAUAAUUUUUCAUUUGACUUUUAUCGCAUCUAAACGGUUUUCGAAAAAAUAUUAAAAUAAAAGUUAACUUUUGUUAAAACCAAGUUUUCAUCUAUAUCUUGCCAUUUUAUUAGAAAUUGCAUUUAGAAAAAGGGAUUUUCAUAUAAGUUCAGAUUGAUUUUUGAAGUCAAUUUCGCCUAAAAUAUUCUAUUUUCGAUGUUCUUCUAUCUCUUAUCAGUUACGAAUUUCAGUUAGCUUUUGAAUAAUCUUGAAAGUCAAGGCCAAAUUCAAAAUCAUCAUAAGAUUUUUCUUUUGAGCUCAACAAUUUGUGUCAUUAAAAUAUUUAAAUUCGUUGAUUUAAAUGGGUCACCCAGUAUAUUUUAGGACGGGUUCAUUCCCAAAUAAAGUUUGGGUAUUCUUUAAUAAAGCUGUAUUUCGAAUUUAAAAUUCGAAAAUGGCUUGUUCGCUCCAUUUAUUCAAUAGUCAAUGUACAGAGUGUAAUGGCAUGAGCUGUUAGAUGGCUUUAUAUAAAAGAGUUUCUGGAUUCUGGCAAUUAUUUUCACUAAACUGUUAUAUUAUGAUUAUGGAAAAUUUAUAUUCCAUUAUUGCGCCUCUUAUCAUUUACAUACAUCGUUUAACUAACUAAUAC
Chrysoperla carnea is the source of this 2741-nucleotide messenger RNA. RefSeq lists its product as uncharacterized. NCBI's taxonomy places the organism in Eukaryota, Metazoa, Arthropoda, Insecta, Neuroptera, Chrysopidae. The transcript has 7 exons. The coding region runs from base 81 to 1616 and encodes 511 amino acids. The record is from RefSeq and is a predicted model, not a curated record.